AUGCGCUUGCCACGGACACUGGCAACCAAUAACAAGCAGAAGAAAUGGUAUAUGGCCUCCAUCAGAGCCAGAUCUUCAACCGACUCGCAUUUAACGUCGCCUUUCACGAAACUAUCCAGCAAUGGUGGGUUCAACGCAUUGAUAUGGUCUUCAACAAUCUGGUUCCCAAAGAACAUCUCCGUGAAAAAAUCCUUGAGCGCUUUGAAGUACUGGGUAUCUUCUCGAAUGGCAGCGGUUUCCAUCGGUUGUUCGCCGAUAACACAUUCUAAGACUUCAUUGAUGAACUUCGGAUCCAGAAGAUCAACUAGCUGA
Messenger RNA from Ogataea philodendri, 312 nucleotides. RefSeq lists its product as uncharacterized. NCBI's taxonomy places the organism in Eukaryota, Fungi, Ascomycota, Pichiomycetes, Pichiales, Pichiaceae. The transcript has a single exon. Bases 1 to 312 code for a protein of 103 amino acids. The record is from RefSeq and is a predicted model, not a curated record.